AUGGUCAUCGAAAAUAAAGAGAAAGAAGUUGAUCUCCUCAUGGACGGUCGCGUCAUGCAGGCUCCAUGGAAGUUGGAUUCUUUCUUACAAAGAUGCUUACUUCGCUACCACAUCAACGUGGUGACGGAACGCCACAACUUCAGGAGAAGAACUCAGCUACCGGGCGAGAGCAUUGACGAUUUUGUUUUGGCCUUAUGGGAGUUAUCCGCUUCAUGCAACUUUGGCGCCCAAACUGAAGACAACUUGCGAGACCAGUUUGUACAAGGAGUAUCUUCGCAGCAAAUACGUGGGAGGCUUCUCCUUGACGGAUCGGCUCUAACGUUUUCUCGUGCCGUGGACAUCGCCAAGCAUUGUAAAAGGGUAUCGGACGAAACCCAGUCCUUCGUACAUGGUGAUGUCGUUCAAGCCAUCGGCAAGGCUCCGGCGUCGAAGACCCGAGGGCGUGAAAGUAAAGGACAAACGCGCCAGCUGCAUCAUUCCCAGAACUCUCAGCGCAAGGACGGAGCGCAAAGACUACGCUGCUAUCGGUGCGGGUCAACGCAGCAUCUCGCAAAUGCUUCGAACUGUCCAGCGUUUCACAAGCGUUGCAACAACUGUGGCAAGGUUGGUCACUACGCCACGGUUUGUCGAGCGUUGAAGACACCGACGAAAGUACAGGAGCUUUCUACAGAGGAGGAUGAAGUUCUAAAUGUCGUGGUACCUUCAAAGGAAGGGCAAGGUCUCUUCAUCGAAGCGCGUCUUGAAACUGUACCGGUAAAGUUCUUAAUUGAUACGGGAUCGUCAGUAUCCAUUCUGCAAGAAGAUCUCUUCAGGAGACAUUUCGCUUAUCGUUUCACUUUGGUUCCACCACGUACUGCUUUAGUGGAUUACUCAAGACGGAAGAUUGAUGUAAAGGGGUGCUUUGAGGCUGCCGUUACUUACGAAGACCAGCACCAUGCUGUUCGCUUUUUCGUAGUUUCCAGAGGAACAACGUUAUUGGGACUUGACGCCAUCCAAGGACUCGGCAUACAUAUUGAAGGUGGAACACUCAGCUGCUAUGAAACGUCCUUCGCUUCAUCAAUGCUACCAGACUCACUUGCACAGGACUUUUCACAGCAAUUUUCAACAGAGCUGGGUUUGGCUAAGGGAUUUACCCACAAGGUGAAAGUUCGUCAAGAUGUCCCACCCGUAAUUGCUAAACUACGUCGACUGCCAUUGGCAGUUCGCGACGCUGUUACGGAAGAGCUGCGUCGCCUUGAAAAGGAAGACAUAAUAGAGCGGGUUGAGGCGUCAGAAUGGGUUUCCCCCAUUGUAGUAAUUCCAAAAAAGGAUGGAAAGAUUCGCCUUUGUGUGGACCUUCGUGAGGUGAACAAAGCCAUCAUACCAGACCUGUUCCCUCUUCCACAUACAGAAGAGCUGCUGAACGCGCUAGCAGGAGCUCAGCACUUCUCUCGGAUCGAUUUAACGUCAGCGUACCAUCAAGUCCUUCUGCAUCCUGAAAGUAGGAGCUUGACCACAUUUAUUACCCAUGAUGGACUCUACAGAUUCAAACGGGUCUGCUUCGGACUUUCAUCUGCGCCCGCCAUGUUUCAAAGAAUGAUGUCUUUGAUACUCAAGGAUUGCUCCGGAGUAUUAUGUUACAUCGACGACAUCAUUGUGUUUGGGAGACACAAAGCGGAACAUCAAGAAAAUCUUCGAAGAGUGCUCACCGUCAUUCGCUCAACCGGAUUGAAGCUCAAUGCAAAAUGUGUGUUCGAGACACAGGAGCUGGAAUUCUUAGGGCACCACGUAAGCACUCAUGGAUUACGUCCGCUUCGUUCUCAAGUGGAAGCAAUUACACAUGCACCAGCACCAAACGAUGUUGCUACCCUACGUUCGUUUUUGGGACUUGUAGGUUUUUACUCAAAGUUCGUCCCAAACUUUCCUACGCUCGUGGAGCCUAUGCGUGCCCUACUACGAAAAAAUCAACCCUUCCUGUGGACAGACAUUGUCAAUGACAGUUUCAAUGCUGUGAAGUCACUCUUCAGAGAAGACCGUGUCGUCCACCCGUUCGACCCUACACUACCAGUAAUCGUCACGACAGACGCUUCUUCGUACGGGUUAGGAGCUGUUCUGCAACAAGUGCAAGGCAAUAUGUAUCGGACAGUUGCUUUUGCUUCACGUACCCUUUCUUCGCAAGAGCGCAAGUAUGCUGUAGCGGAAAGAGAAGCGCUGGCAUGCCUAUGGGCGUGCGAGCACUGGCACGUCUACCUUUGGGGUCGUCCUUUUCUUAUUCGCACAGAUCACCAAGCCUUGGUGACAUUGCUAUCGGCACGCGGCACAGGAAGACGUCCACUGCGACUUAGUAGAUGGACAGAGCGCCUUCUUCGUUACAAUUUCACUGUCGAGUACUGCCGGGGUACCGACAACAAAAUAGCAGAUGCGCUGUCACGAUUGCCUCUGUCACACGAUGCCCAGACUGAAGAGCUUACUCAGGAAUACAGGACAGACUGGCCACUGCAACCCAUUCCGUUUCCGAGCAGGCCAUGGGAGGAGGUAGCUGUGGACAUAAUGGGCCCUUUUCAAAAAGCUCCUCCUGACUGCAGAUACGCCAUCGUGAUGGUGGACUAUUUUUCUAAAUGGCCAGAGGCCAAGUUCUGCGCGAAUGUGACAGCAUCAACAAUUUUGGACUUCCUGAGAUCAGUGUUUGCACGUGAAGGCUAUCCGGACAACCUGGUGUCCGAUCACGGACCCCAGUUCAUUUCACAUCAGUUUGAACAGUUCCUCAGGGAUAGAGCCAUUCAACAUUCAUUUUUAUCUCUGUAUUAUCCACGUGCAAACGGGCUUGUUGAAAGGUUUAAUAGAGUUCUGAAAAACUAUGUUCAAGCCACGUUCUUGGAAGGAAGACCACUGCGACAAACCGUCACCGAGUACCUGGGAGUGUACAGAUGUACCCCGCAUGCAACUAGCGGAAAAUCACCUGCUGAACUUUUACAUGGCAGGAAACCACGGACACGACUGGACAUCGUUGGGAUACCGUCAUCUUUACUUGAGGAUGAUCCUGCUGCAGCAAUGAACAAUCUACGUGAACGCGUGCGCAGGCAUCAGCAACAGAGCAAGACCUACACGGACCAGAAACGUAGUGCCAAAGCGCCAAAAUAUAAAGUAGGAGAUUACGUUCGGGUACGCAAACCAGGAUUCACUCCAAAAGGAAUGCCGUCAUUCUCCAAGCCACUCAAAAUCAUCCGACAAAAAGGGAGGUACUCGUUCCAACUAGCCGACGGCAACACAUGGAACGCAUCAAAGUUCGCACCAGCGGCUAUUCAACCAGCAAGCAGCAACCCCACACCUUCCACGGAAUCCUUCAGGCUGGAUUAUCCCACCUACAUUACUACGGGUAUGGAUGCCUCCGAUGUCCCUGUAUCCCAGUCACAACACGAGGCCAAUCAAGAAGCGGCACCACAAGUUUACCCCCCUGCUACUGGCAUCGGUGCGCCAACUGAUGUGCCAGGGGCAGGAUCACGUUUGCCUUCGAACGAAGGUGCAGGACAGCAGACACGUCUGCUGCCUCCGAGACAUAGACGUCCUCCAAAAAGAUACGGGGACCCCGUCGGUCAUUAA
This is a messenger RNA of Ornithodoros turicata, 3579 nucleotides long. RefSeq lists its product as uncharacterized. The record is from RefSeq and is a predicted model, not a curated record. The transcript has 2 exons. The coding region runs from base 1 to 3579 and encodes 1192 amino acids. Gene Ontology annotation, biological process: DNA integration; proteolysis. Lineage: Eukaryota; Metazoa; Arthropoda; Arachnida; Ixodida; Argasidae. Gene Ontology annotation, molecular function: zinc ion binding; aspartic-type endopeptidase activity; nucleic acid binding.